GCGCCCGGGACGCCAGUGUUGGGGGCGUCGGUAGCGCUGCUUCCCCGGUCUUCGUAACCCACGCUCCACAGUGAGAGUCGGGCUCACGCCAUCUUUCCCCCACCCCCGCGAACCCCGCUCCAGCCGAAACACUUUUUCUCUCUCUACACUCUCAGCCCACUCCCACCCCGCCCCUAUCCAAGCGUGUCCCGGGCCGCAGCAGCAGAAACCGCACCAUCUCUACCCCCACAUUCUCCACGCGGGACGCGCAGCAGUGCCUACACGUGUUCUUAAAGCAGAGAUGAAUAAUACUGCAGCCAGCCCAAUGUCUGCUGCCACUUCGAGUAGUGGAAGAAAUAUAGGGAAGUCUUCAAGCUUUGCCUCAGAAUUGCAGAGUAUGAUGUUUUCUCUAGGUGACGCUAGGAGGCCUCUUCAUGAAACAGCAGUUUUGGUAGAAGAUGUGGUGCACACCCAGUUAAUUAAUCUGUUACAGCAAGCUGCUGAAGUUUCUCAGCUUCGGGGAGCAAGAGUAAUAUCUGCUGAAGACCUUCUGUUUUUGAUGCGCAAAGAUAAGAAAAAACUUAGAAGACUGCUCAAAUACAUGUUUUUCCGAGACUACAAAUCAAAGAUUGUCAAAGGGAUAGAUGAGGAUGACCUUCUUGAAGACAAGUUGAGUGGCAGUAAUAAUGCAAACAAAAGACAAAAAAUUGCUCAAGACUUUCUCAACUCUAUUGACCAGACGGGAGAACUCUUAGCAAUGUUCGAAGAUGAUGAAAUUGAUGAAGUUAAACAAGAAAGAAUGGAGAGAGCAGAAAGACAAACUCGAAUUAUGGAUUCAGCUCAAUAUGCAGAAUUCUGUGAAAGUCGACAACUAAGUUUCUCCAAAAAAGCCUCCAAAUUCCGAGACUGGUUGGACUGCAGCAGUAUGGAGAUAAAACCCAAUGUGGUUGCUAUGGAAAUGUUAGCAUAUUUAGCGUAUGAAACUGUGGCACAGUUGGUGGAUCUGGCUCUUCUUGUGAGGCAGGACAUGGCAACCAAGGCAGGAGACCCUUUCGGCCAUGCCAUUUCGGCUGCCUUCAUCCAGUACCACAGCCCUGCAGAGGGAUCUUGCAUAAAGCCUUACCUGGACUCUCCUGAGAAUACGCCCCCUCCCACACCAACGGCUCCAUCAUCUGGACCGCAGCACUCAGGGAAGACCACAUCAGUAUCCCUCGGGAAUGGGAGCGCUGGGCAAGACUCAGCGAAAACCAAGCAAAGGAAAAGAAAAAAGAGCACUGCGGCCUGUGGUGUGGAGGCUCACAGCGAUGCCAUCCAGCCCUGCCACAUCAGAGAGGCCAUCCGACGCUACGGCCACAGGAUCGGCCCCCUUUCCCCAUUCACAAGUGCCUACCGCCGGACUGGAAUGGCUUUUCUGGCCUGCUGAUGGGACCGUGACUGCGGCAACGGAAAGGCGGGGUUGGAGUAGGUGAUUGCUGCGCCCCUCUUUGGACAAAGUAAAACACAAGCUUGCUUACCUUCCCUGUGUCCUCAGGAGCCGGUUGGUUUGUUGUGACUCUCAACAGGCCGGCUCCAGCUCCUCUCCAGCCCCCUCAACACUUAGUCCUGUUUACUGGAUGGGCCGCUUAGCUAAUUAAUGGCAGGAUGUUUGGGAUAGUGUGUAGGUGGACAAGAAUGCAGAUCACACAGUUUUGAAAUUUUAAUUUGGAAUGAUUUACUGCCCUCAGCUCACAUAUCUUAAAAGCAGUGUCUUUUUUUUCAGUGUUUAGUCUAUGUUUUACAUGAUGCGUUUUGUAAUCCAAGUUUGGGACAAAGGAAACAAAAUUAAAAGGACAGUCAGCUUUCUCCUCACACUGUCCCACUAACUUUACUUGUCAACAUUUGUUGACCACAUCUACAUGUAUUUAGAAACGAACACCUACUUUAUAAACUCACACUGAUCAAAAACUAGCCGACCUGAUGAACUGUCCCCAUCUUCUUUUCCCCGCACCCACAUACAGGAUGUGUGUCCUUUCCACGCCUCCCGCCCAGCUUCCUGCACGCCCGCCUGCUGCGCGUGCCCUUCCUCCUCCAGACCCUCUUCCCCUCUUCACUCCUCUCCUCUCCCUGCCCUCCAGGCCACAGGCUGAGCCCUCACACACUGCGCCCGUUUAGAAGCACAGUGCUCAGAGCCCAUAAGAGGGGAGCGGAGGAGCGCUUCCUCUCGGCCUCCCUUCCUCCCUCCAGUGGCUGCCUCCUGCGCUGGGACUGCAGCUGGGGGGGGGGGGGUUCUGGCUGGUAGCCCCCAGCUGCCCUUCUGGCAUCUACACUUUCUCCAGUGAGUGAGGAACUGUAACCCUUGGGAACAAAUCAAAAUAUAGCAGAUGUAAUUGUGCAGUUCCUGAUUAAACUUGAAUUGCAAAAAAGAAAAAAAAAAGGAAGUUAUUCUUUUAAUUUUGUAGGCGUUUGGUGUAAUUUUACUUUUAUCAUGGUUUUUACUCACACCAAAACAGCCUUUGUAAAGAAUUAAUAGAAACAGAAAUGAGAAGCAUGCGGGAUUUUCGUCUGCUGCCCAAAUCAUUGUGAAGCUUAGUCGCUGUGAUUGUGCCCUGUCACUCACAUUUGUUAACCAUCAUUUACCUGUUCUGUUACUGCUUCUGGAAAAAAUCUUUAUGUCAAGCACAAAAAAUGCAGAUAUAUAAUAUCAAAAAAUUGCCAAAGGGUUUUGAUGUUCCAUCUGUGCUUGUUGAAAUGUAUGAUUAAACUUUUCUUUUUAUCAUCA
This is a messenger RNA of Artibeus jamaicensis (Jamaican fruit-eating bat), 2737 nucleotides long. It is a transcript of the gene SUPT3H, whose product is annotated as SPT3 homolog, SAGA and STAGA complex component. The transcript has 12 exons. Gene Ontology annotation, molecular function: transcription coactivator activity; protein heterodimerization activity. Lineage: Eukaryota; Metazoa; Chordata; Mammalia; Chiroptera; Phyllostomidae. Gene Ontology annotation, biological process: transcription by RNA polymerase II. The record is from RefSeq and is a predicted model, not a curated record. Bases 281 to 1402 code for a protein of 373 amino acids.